AUGCUGAAUCAAUAUGGAGACUCUCCGAACGAGACUGUUGCGCCCCAUCAGAUUACCCACUCUCCCAAUCCAAACCCUCGUCCUCGACGGAUAUCUAUGGCUGACCUGCCGGAUGACGUUCUAAUACCGAUCUUCCGUCAAGUCUUCAAUUCCACAGGCCAACGCAAGCCUAAGACGGGGAUACAGUUCCCAGAGUCAGUUGCCUCUGUUUGUGCGCAAUGGAGGGCAGUGAUGUUCUCCGUGUCGGAGUUUUGGAGCGUUUUGCUCAUCGCUACCGACCCCGAUUCAGACAAGCCCACGCCACUUCGGGGUCAAGUCGAAAAUGUCGCUCCGACCACCGGGACUCUAGAGGCAUCCAUUUUGGAGUCGAUGGACAUUUAUGGGGGGGCCUUGUGCCAAAUACUUGAAUGUGGAACUCCAAUGCUCCCCAAACUCAAUGAGAUCAUCAUUGAUGCGAGCUAUCACAACGGAAAAUAUACAUUCUCACUGGUCGAUUUCGUUAAGCUGCUGCAUAAACUCCCAUUGCUACGCACGCUUCGUUGCGAUAGCGUCGAAUUGGCUCCAUCUGGCGAUGAGCUCCCCCCACCCGACCUCGGAAGUCCUCCACAGAUCGAAGAAGUGGAAUUUACAUACAUGAACGGCAAGGAUAUAGAGGUGAUCAGUUCAUGUUUAGGCCGGCCCACAGUCACCCUUGCUCAUUACAAGCGUUGCGACUUCAGGCGACAGGUCGAACUGUUCCAUACAUCAGGAUCAUGCAUUCUGACAGGGAUGUUCUCAGAUACAGAAGUCCUGAACGUCCUGAAGGACUGGAACGGCCCACAAUGUUCGACACUCCACCUCAAUGAUGACACCUCAUUCUCGGAGGACAUCAUCGAAGCCUUGGCCGGGCCUUUACCUGACGGUAGCUGGAUAUGCCCGAACUUGACUGAGCUCAUUCUUUCAGGUAACUGUGAGGGAGUUACCAACUACCAGUCGACGCAACAAGCCCUUGUGGACAUGAUCAAGGCUCGCUACGCUUUGAAUAACAGCACAGGACUUCUACCGCAAGGACAUCCUGACUAUGUUGUCUCGUCUUUGAGAAGGCUCACGGUGAACGCUGAAGGAUGUGUCAAGGAGAUCAUCGAGGCAGAUCUUGAAUGGCUGGACGCUAAUCUUGUUUCCGUACGUUGGGGUGAUUGGUCAGGGGGUAGCGGGGAGUACCUCAAGUCCAAGUCUUCGGUUGAGGGACCUGACGGGGAGACCUCCGCAUAA
Postia placenta MAD-698-R-SB12 is the source of this 1251-nucleotide messenger RNA. RefSeq lists its product as hypothetical. Lineage: Eukaryota; Fungi; Basidiomycota; Agaricomycetes; Polyporales; Adustoporiaceae. The coding region runs from base 1 to 1251 and encodes 416 amino acids. The record is from RefSeq and is a predicted model, not a curated record. The transcript has 2 exons.